AUGGCUCGCUUGCUUGUGGUGUGGCUUUUCUUAAUUUCUCUAUGUUUUUCUUCUUGGGUCCAAUCGGCAAGCGCUCAACCAUUGCAGGUGGGGUCUCCUUCCCCGUCACCUUCUACUGGUGCUAGUACUGGCAGCGGUAGUGGUGGUGGAGGAGGAGGUGGUGGUGGUAGCAGUUCAUCAGGUGGGACUGGAUAUGGAUCAGGAAGCGGCACUGGUGGAACCAGCGGUGGAGGAGGAGGUGGUUGCGGCGGAGGGACUAGCAGCGGGAGUGGCAGCAGUGGAAGUGGAUUUGGGUUUGGGUUUGGAAGUGGCUUCAGAGGUGGUGGCUCUUACUAG
Molecule: messenger RNA, 336 nt
Organism: Gossypium arboreum
Lineage: Eukaryota; Viridiplantae; Streptophyta; Magnoliopsida; Malvales; Malvaceae
Product: putative glycine-rich cell wall structural protein 1
Exons: 1
Coding region: 1-336 (111 amino acids)
Source: RefSeq, a predicted model, not a curated record